Juglans regia (Persian walnut) is the source of this 1962-nucleotide messenger RNA. RefSeq names its product zinc finger CCCH domain-containing protein 37. Gene Ontology annotation, molecular function: metal ion binding; mRNA binding. The record is from RefSeq and is a predicted model, not a curated record. Bases 151 to 1737 code for a protein of 528 amino acids. NCBI's taxonomy places the organism in Eukaryota, Viridiplantae, Streptophyta, Magnoliopsida, Fagales, Juglandaceae. The transcript is spliced from 12 exons.
AGUCACAAAUUCUUCCGCCUCUCAAUCCAAUUAUGUUCGGAUACCACCCGGGAAGAGCAAUGUACAUGAUGGAGGCAGUGGAACCAUCGACAGUGUAGUUUCUACUUUCUAGGGUUUGUUUAUUCUUAGCGGCUUCAUAUAUUUGAUUGGAUGGCGAAUCCACUCUACGGCUACAAUCCUUCGUCCUACGGAGCAGCAACAGCUGCCGCCGCCUCCACAACCUCCGGUCUCUCCGUUUACACGUCCCGUUCUCUUACCGACGCCUACCUCUCCGACCCCACCACGCUCCGCUAUUUAGGGUCGGAUCUCUCCUCCAAGUACUCCCUUUCCGAUCAGCGGCUUCGGACAUCCUCAUCCUCCACUGCAACCGCCUCCAUGUACGAAGCCCUCCGCUACUCCAGCACGCCAAGUGCUGCGGCGCAUUUGGUCUCUCAGGGUUCAUGGCCCUCCGCUGAUGUCGCCGCCGACUCCCUCCUUGCUGGCCUCAAACGCCCCUCUGAAGUGCUCUACCAUCAGACUCUUUUGGGUGCCCAUUCUGCAAUUGGGCAAACUGAAGCUUGGUAUUCUACAAACUCUUUAGCCAAGCGCCCUAGAUUCGACAAUGCAAGCAAUUUGCCUAUAUAUCCACAGAGGCCAGGAGAAAAGGAUUGUGCCCACUAUAUGCUCACAAGAACCUGUAAAUUUGGAGAGAGCUGCAAGUUUGACCAUCCUAUUUGGGUUCCUGAGGGUGGAAUCUCAGAUUGGAAAGAGGUUCCAACUCAUGCUACAAGUGAGUCCCUUCCCGAGAGACCAGGGGAGCCAGAUUGUCCUUACUUUCUGAAAACUCAAAGAUGUAAGUUUGGUUUAAGGUGCAAGUUUAAUCAUCCAAAAGAUCAAUUUGUGACUGUGGGUGCUUCAGAAAAUGACGGCACAGCCUUACCUGAGAGGCCAUCUGAGCCCCUGUGUGCGUUCUACUUGAAGACUGGAAAUUGUAAAUUUGGUGCAACCUGCAAGUUCCAUCACCCGAAAGAUAUUCAGAUACCAUUGACUGGACAACAGAAUGGUAACGGUGAGCAGACUGAAUUAACGAUUAGUACAGAGGGAGCAAUUGGAGAUGCAAAACUUUAUAGUCCUCUUGCAUACACCCCAGCAUCAAUAUGUAACUCCAAGGGACUUCCUGUAAGACUGGGUGAGCUGGAUUGUCCAUUCUAUUUGAAAACUGGCAGUUGCAAGUACGGUGCCACUUGCCGCUACAACCAUCCUGAUCGGAAUGCAAUUAAUCCACCUGCUGCCGUAUUAGGCCAUCCCAUUGUAACCUCCCCAGCAACCCAUCUGAAUAUUGGUGUUGUUAAUCCAGCUGCUUCUAUCUAUCAGACUAUUGAUCCCCGCCUGACUCAGCCAACGGUGGGAGGGGGCCCAAGGAUCUAUCCUCAACGACCUGGGCAAAUUGAAUGUGAUUACUAUAUGAAGACUGGGGAGUGUAAAUUUGGGGAAAACUGCAAGUUUCAUCACCCUAUUGACCGGUCUGGACCACCACAGCAACUCACUGUUAAACUCACUCUUGCAGGACUACCUAGGAGAGAGGGUGCUAUUAUCUGUCCAUAUUAUUUGAAAACGGGCACGUGCAGAUAUGGUGUAAACUGUAAGUUUGACCACCCACCUCCUGGAGAGGUAAUGUUAAUGGCAGCAUCGCAGGGAACUGAUGGUGAGGAUGAAAAAGAGGAUUGGAAAGAGGGUGAAUCGUUUCCAGAUCAGUAGCAGUGAGGUCGCUUGGAAGAAUUUCAGGAGAAGGGCUUCUUACUGGCUUGAUUUGCCUUUGUUCUUCGUAUAUUGCUUGAACUUAAGUCGUCAAAGCCACUUCUAUGACAAUCACUCUUUUGUGUGAUUUGGUUAUGAGGAACCCAAACUACCUUCGUUUAUACUACUUCAAUGUACUUUUCAUCUUAGGCCGUUUGCUAAUGCUACUUCCAUUGUUGUGUUUUA